GGUACACGUCUUCUGUUUUCCUUUCCUCUUUUGGAUAUACGCUCCCCGUCGUCCUCUCAGAGGUCAAGUGGAGGAUGCUGAGGCGAUCGCUGACGUGUUACUACAGCGGCCUUAUUGGCCAGGCUACGCCAGUCCUUCUAGGCAACAAGGGUGGUACGCCAAAGCGGAAGAAGAAUCCGAUGCAGCUGCGCCGCAAGACGUAUGGGCUGCAUUUUAAGGAGCGCUACUUAAAACUAGAGGAGUGGUACUACUGCCCGUUGUGUGCAGAGCCGAAGAGGCAGGGAGAGUGGUGUCGGCGAGAAGAAUGUCGCCAGAUAAAGCCGUAG
Leptomonas pyrrhocoris is the source of this 326-nucleotide messenger RNA. RefSeq lists its product as hypothetical. Bases 75 to 326 code for a protein of 83 amino acids. NCBI's taxonomy places the organism in Eukaryota, Euglenozoa, Kinetoplastea, Trypanosomatida, Trypanosomatidae. The record is from RefSeq and is a predicted model, not a curated record. The transcript has a single exon.